AUGGUUGUUCCCUUGUCCUAUGGCCCUCCACUUUCCCUUGUUGUCGGUGGCCAAAAGCGUUCACGCGAUGAUUUGGACUCGAGUGAUGUGGCAGAGCCUGCCUCGAAGCGCCCUGCCCUUUUCACGGGCCGGGAUGAUAUGAGCUCUCAAGACUUUGACAUGGGUAACACUAACAUCUGCCCAUCUCCGGGCAAUUUCUGUUCAUCAUCUCCCAGCAACUCCCAUGUCCUUGGCCCACCCUCGCCGUCUCCAAGGGAUGCGGAUGAUUACAACAGCUGGGGGAUUCUACGGUGGGUGGGUGUAGAAGAGUACACCAAGGAAUCUCUUUGUAAAGAGAGAGGCGGAUCGUAUUGGUAUCGAAUGCCAUCUGUCCUACAAGGUCCUCCUUCGCCGACCACGUUCAAUGAGAAGCUUAUCCAAGAUAUGAACCUCUUUCCCGACAAGACAUUUUUCCGCAUCAGCGAGAUGAUAAAUGCCAGGAAAAACAUGUAUUUUGGUUCGCGCAAAUCAGUAUUUGAGCUGUUUGCACGGGUCGUUCAUACCGGCUGUGGCGGUUUCAAUUUCCAGACUUUCCAAUCUUUCAAACUCGGAGAUCUGUAUGGUGCGACACCCAACAUAGGUGGCAUUAUGAUGUUCAAGGGAAAAGAAAGCCCCAUCUACUGCGAAUCCAGCCCGUUUCUUGCAGCGACAAAGACCGAUGACAAAUGCUACUGCCUCUGCGAAGUGGUAGAAGACGGAAUGGCGGCGCUUGGCUGGUCUCUCUACAUUUACGAUAUACAACCCGUUACGUGGGAGAUCAUUCAAAGCGCCGACGCCAUCUUGAGCAACCGGGUUUAG
Messenger RNA from Trichoderma virens Gv29-8, 837 nucleotides. RefSeq lists its product as uncharacterized. The record is from RefSeq and is a predicted model, not a curated record. The transcript is spliced from 2 exons. The coding region runs from base 1 to 837 and encodes 278 amino acids. NCBI's taxonomy places the organism in Eukaryota, Fungi, Ascomycota, Sordariomycetes, Hypocreales, Hypocreaceae.